AUGGUAUUUGGGCUAAUCACCUUUUCGCCAGGAGGGGGAGCCGCGUCCUCUGCUUCCAGGAGGCAGUCCACCAAGGAGCCCAGCCUUCCUCGCGCAGAGGACGUCCUCACACGGCCCACUGCUGCCUCCGGAGCCACGGAGACCCGCGGACCUCAUCCGGGCGAUGCUGCCCACCACGGCCAGAGCAGCAGAGCAUCAGGGGCGGAGGCGUCGGACUCGCAACCGACCGUCGCGAUAGACACCGCGGACGCGACAACGGGUGAUGGUCGCAGCAGCGUCGCUCCAAUUUCCAGCAUGAAAUGCAACAAAAACGGAGAAUGCAGGAGGGACUCGGGCACCGGGAGCCUGCGCUCGAUCAUCUCCAAGCAGGAGAAGCAGAGCGGCGGCGGGACGGCGAGGGCCGAGGACGUGGGGAGCGCCAAGCGCGGAGCUUGUAAUUCGACCACCGCCAGCAUGGACGGCUCUAUCACACCAGGUGGGUCCCUCGCCGGGGGGCACGCAGGCGAGGGCGCUACCCCCGGAGCGAGCGGCAUGCCCGAGAAAAAGGAUCCCAAGGUGUCCUUCUCCAACGCACCGAGCCGGAAAGCCUCGUCGUCCCUGCACGGGUCAAGCCAGACCCCGCAGCCGAGGAACUCUGUCACUUUCCAGAAGCCGGAGGAUGGACCCCCAAUCGUCCCCGCCGAGGAUGCAGAAGCGCGAGGCAGCCAGGCCAGCUUCAUGCAGAGGCAGUUCAGUAGUAUGCUGCAGCCGGGAGUUAACAAAUUCUCCUUACGCAUGUACGGCAGCCAAAAGGCUGUGGAGAGGGAACAGGAGAGGGUCAAAUCAGCCGGGAAUUGGAUUAUCCACCCUUACAGUGAUUUCAGGUUCUACUGGGAUUUCACAAUGCUGCUGUUUAUGGUGGGCAACCUGAUCAUCAUCCCCGUGGGCAUCACCUUCUUCAAAGAGGAGACCACCACGCCCUGGAUCAUUUUCAACGUAGUCUCGGACACUUUCUUCCUUAUGGACCUGGUACUCAAUUUUCGCACAGGAAUCAUCAUCGAGGACAACUCGGACAUCAUUUUGGACCCUGAAACCAUCAAGAAAAAGUACCUUAAGACGUGGUUCAUCGUGGACUUCAUCUCAUCCAUCCCAGUGGAUUACAUAUUCUUAAUCGUGGAGAAAGGGAUCGAUUCCGAAGUAUACAAGACGGCUCGAGCCCUGAGGAUCGUCCGCUUCACCAAGAUCCUGAGUCUUCUUCGGCUGUUGAGGCUCUCUCGAUUAAUCCGCUACAUACACCAAUGGGAAGAGGUGAGCCUACAAAUCUUCCAUAUGACCUACGACCUGGCCAGUGCUGUGAUGCGGAUCAUCAAUCUGAUUGGAAUGAUGCUGCUGCUGUGUCAUUGGGACGGCUGCCUUCAGUUCCUAGUUCCCAUGCUGCAGGACUUCCCCUCUGACUGCUGGGUGUCCCUCAACAAAAUGGAGAAUGACACCUGGUCUGAGCUGUACUCCUUUGCCGUCUUCAAAGCGAUGAGCCACAUGCUGUGCAUCGGAUACGGCCGCCAAGCCCCGGAAAGUUUGUCAGAUAUCUGGCUCACCAUGCUGAGUAUGAUUGUGGGAGCCACUUGCUACGCUGUCUUUAUCGGCCAUGCAACAGCACUCAUCCAAUCCCUGGACUCCUCCAGACGACAAUAUCAAGAAAAGUACAAACAAGUGGAGCAGUACAUGUCAUUCCACAAAUUGCCUGCCGACUUCCGUCAGAAGAUCCAUGAUUAUUACGAGCACAGAUACCAGGGCAAGAUGUUUGACGAGGAGAGCAUUUUGGGAGAACUCAGCGAGCCCCUCCGAGAGGAAAUUGUCAACUUCAAUUGUCGCAAGCUGGUGGCUUCCAUGCCCCUGUUUGCCAACGCGGAGCCCAACUUCGUCACGGCCAUGUUGACGAAACUGCACUUUGAGGUUUUUCAGCCUCACGAUUACAUCAUACGGGAGGGCACCAUUGGGAAGAAAAUGUAUUUCAUCCAGCAUGGAGUGUGCAGCGUCAUCACCAAAGGCACACUUGCAAUGAAACUCUCUGAUGGCUCCUACUUUGGAGAGAUCUGUCUGUUGACGAGGGGUCGACGGACGGCCAGCGUCCGAGCAGAGACUUAUUGUCGACUCUAUUCUUUGUCUGUGGACGACUUCAAUGAGGUGCUGGAAGAAUAUCCCAUGAUGAGACGAGCCUUUGAGACGGUGGCUAUUGAUCGUUUGGAUCGCAUAGGGAAAAAGAAUUCCAUCCUGAUGCACAAAGUUCAGCACGAUCUCAACUCGGGCGUCUUCAACAACCGUGAGAAUGAGAUGAUCCAGGAGAUCGUCAAGUACGACCGCGAGAUGGUGAAGCUUGUGGACCUGCAACGGCCACGGGCAAUGUCGAUGACUCCUUCCAUUGGUGGUAUCUUCGCUCCCCCCGGCCAGUCACAGACAGGUUCCGCUAUCGCCACCCUCCAGCAGGCUGUGGCCAUGAGCUUCUGCCCUCAAAUGGCGAAUCCACUCGUGGGUCCAGGAACUUUACAAUCACCUCGAAUGGUGCGAAGGUUCCAGGUGAUGCAGAGCUUGCAAAGCCCGGUCUCCAUGUCUCCUCUUCAGUCGCAACCGCCUCAGACGUUCGGAGGAGCAUUUGGAUCUGCAAUCUCGAGCCCCCCCGUUCAAAGCCCCUUAGCGGCCUCAGGACGGACUUUCCAGUAUAUGGCCAGUGUGGGCCCCUCGGGUUCCCAGUUGUCCUUAGUACAGCACCACGUACCCAGUCCCACACAGACCCAGCAGAGGCCUGCCUCACACAAGAGCACCCACUCCCUUCACACGGGAAGCUUGAGCCAGGAUACUCGAGCACUGUCUGCCUCCCAGCCUUCACUCCCCCAGGAGGGUGGGCCGCAAACUGCGUCCGCGGUCGCCAGCCCACCUCCCUCGACACGCACGUCCAACACCUCCAUCGGACCCCCACACCCUAACCUGCCCGGGCCCUCUGGGGUGGGGAGAUCAGUGGGCACUCAACAGAGGGUAGCCUUCGCCUCCACACCUCCUCCCAGCGGUCCCGCUGCAACGGGGGCAGGAGCAGGAGCUGCUGGAUCAGGGCCCCCAGACUCUGGCGUUCCCAAGAAAGAUUCAAUUGUCAGCCUUCCGGAGCUAGACUCUGCCAGAUCUCGGCUGUCUUCCAACUUGUGACCCUGGUCCAUUUCAGGAAAGAGGCCUUUUUUGUAGGUGAAUCUGUUUGUUUUGGGUCAGUGCCACUGGUCUCGCUGACCAAUCGGCUGUUGCUGACGCCGCCGGUCAUUGGGCCCGGAUGUCAGCUGAGGGAGAGGCGUCUCAAUGACUUGGGACAUUGAUCGAGGAGAAGUCUAUACAAUGAAAGUAGUAUAAGGUGAGGUUGAACUGGUCUAGACUACUGUGCCAGCAACUUUAUUCUUAGUAUCACCCCUUACACUCUGCUUCCAAACACCUACUGUAUAUCGCUGUCAUUACUGUAAAGAUAUUUAGAAAAGUAUGGUUAACGUAACAUUUGCAUACUGUGUAGAAUCCAUGCAAUGCAAUCUAGCAGGAGCUGGAGUUAAACAUGAAAAUCAGGGACUUGAGGUCAAAUGACAAUUUAAACGUUGAAGUGUUUUGAGUCCAUUUUAUUUGACGUAUAAGCUGUCGUAGCAAAAUGACAUAUUGCUCUUCAUUUUGUUUCAAAUAGUAGUGGGGGGAAAAAAAAUAAUAAUAAUGUUGUAGACCGCUGGUCGAUCUUACAUCGAAGUGUAAAUACUUGAUGAAAAAGAGUACAGAGGAAUAUUCUAUUCAUUGUAUCUACCCAAACCAAAGUUGAGCUUGAACACAAAGUCUGGUUGUGUCUGUAUCAACGGAAAAAAUGAAACAUCGAAGAAAAUGCCAUUUAUUUAACUGCCUUGAUUCAAUGUUAGAAGCCAUAUAUUUGGUUUGUGCGUAUCCAUAUACGUGAGCGUACGUUUGUGUGCGUGGGUUUUUUGGUAUGUUUUGGGCUCUUGUUUUCGGAGAAUGGACUCACACUCUCUCUCUCUCUCUCUCUCUCUCACUCUGCUUCGUCAGGCCUGAUUAGUUUUGGCAUGCUGACAGCGUCACUGACCGCUUCUCGUGAAACAUCUGCCAAGUGGCCGGACGUUUGCUCAGCAUUCUGAUUGUAAGCCUGGAGGCAAAGGCGCUUAAAUAAUCUCAGCUUUAUCAAAAUGGAGACAUCGAACAACAUCACAUAUUGUAUACUUGCUUGUUUUUGUCGAGGUUUAUUGAUUAACACAUGCAAUAUAAUUCUGCAAUACUCUACCCCGCCUAUAUAUAUAUAAAUAUAUAUGAAUAUAGAUAUCUAAACAUGUUGUACAGGAAAGUGAUUUCUUAUUCUUUUGUUUUUAACGUGAACUUUUGAAGAAGCCAGCAGCUGUUGUGGCUUCACUUGAGCUAUUGUAAUCCACCUUAACCAAAAAUAUUUGAAGGGAUUGGAGGCUGUGCAGUCUUAUUUUAAGAAGAAAAAAAAAAAGAAAAACAAGAAGGAGAGGGGGGGGAAAAAAAGACUGAUUGAAGAAGCCGGUUCAGAUCAACAAAAAUCCGCUUUACAUCCCAUCGGAGCGAGUUCACGACUCCUCCAGGUAGUGGGCGACUUGGGAUAAAAGAUAAAAAUAACUCUGGUCCAAGUCGAAGUCAAUCAGUCGCCUGUGUCCCCAAACUACAAUGAAUGUCUCAACAUUUUGAGUCCAAACGACUACUGCUGUCUGAGGAGUGAGUUGAGGCUUUGGUUGUAUUCCUUCGGGAAUUAGUCACAUCCUUCUCUUACUGAAUGUAUGCCAUACGCAAAGGAAGACAGCUCAUCAGAUCGAACUGCCAUGUAAAUAAAGCGAUGAUCGUUUGAAUGGGAAUGGCAUUUUACGAUGCGAGGGGGGCCGCUGUAUGUCGUUGCCGCGUGUCUUUUUUUUUUUCGAAAACUUGAUGACGCCUCUCCAGGUUGCCGUGUUUGCGACCACCAUCACCGCAUCAAACAAUCAAUUUACUGAGGUCGAACAAAACCAUUAUUAAGCAGCUUGUGUUGCACUCCAACCUUGUAAUCCAAAUGAAAAUCAAUGCUCCUAAAAUGGUUGCGGGACUUCUCCUGGACCAAUUAUGCGGUUUGGCCGGAGCGAAGCGGAUUCAAUUCCAGUUUGCUCGGCAGAUGAUUGAGUGCGCUCCACAAACAAGGCAUCAUUUGCAACUUUUCCGUCGUUAGCCUUGACCCGAAGCCCAACUAGUAAAACUGAUGCGAUGGACUUUUCACUCAGGUUUGCUUCCUUUCUCGAGAGCGAUGUAUUGAUUGAUGCAGCCAAGUGGGCUAUUGAUUGAUAUACACUUCUUUAUUCUCCCCAUAAUCAAGGUGUUGAUCGAACUGCGCGACGUCUUUCAUUUUAACCGUUUCAUGCAUCCUGUAACCUGAUAAAAGAUGUUAAGCUGUCCGCUGUAGUAACCGCUGUCCCCGAAAGGGUUAAAUUGAUGCCACCAAGUUUUAAUCGCGUCUUCUGCGCUUGAAACAAGGUUUAGGUGACUGGUUUUUGUCUAAGGGCUUCAUCUCAUCGCUUUUUUUAAUGUCAGGCAUUGUCAUGUUGGGUUCAGUGACUCACGCGCACUUUUGUCAUAGUGGGUCACCAUGCGGUGGCCCCAUUCGUCAGCAACUUUCUGUUGCUUUUUUUUUUCCUAUGGGAAAGGGUACAGUACACUACAUGCGAAAAGGGCGUAUACGAUUGUGAAUGAAUUGAGUUUAUUUGAGUCCGUAGCUUGUCGUGUGCUUCAUUCAAUACUGUUCCAGUGCAAUCGAUUGGUCUUCUCCAUGUUCCUUUUUGUGCUAAUACCAGAGUUUGCCCUAUUAAGCUGCUAUCAGGACUGUGCUGAUAUUAUUUGAAGGGGGUUCGCAGUCAGUUAGAGCAAAGACGCUAAGAGAGCUAAAGAGCUAAUGUUUCAGGCAAUAUCAGACACUAUUCCAUUGCAUCCGCCCAGUCUUGAGUAUGUCAGUCACUCUGCACGGAAAGGAUGACAUCCCAGAACCAGAACCCUUGACCGUCACGGCCAAGCACAUACAUGCUUUGCAUGUGAUAGCGUCCUAUAGAUGCCCCCCCCCCCCCACCCGUACCCGGUCGGGGUUUCUGAGUGCUGCUUCUGGACCUAUCUGUCAGGUGGGACGAGAACCUCUCAUAUAUGUUUGACACUGACUGACAAUUAUUGAGAGUAUGAAAGACUCAAACCUCUCAUUUGUUGCUGUACCAGAUAUAAAGGGUACCGAAUGCCUUGGUGUUGAAAUGUGAGCAAAAUCAGGGUCUUCGUUUUCUUUAUAUAUAUAUAGAUAGAUAUAUAGAUAUAUAGAUAUAGGUAUAUGUGUCUUCUAAUUUGUCCGUAUCGUUUUUUUUGGUCCUUGUUUUUACAAUGUGCCCCAUGCACAUGGACUGUAUAUACCUUGUGCCUAGUAUAUCUAGUUUCCACAUAGUCUAUUUUUGUGGUAUUUAUGUGCCUGUAAAAAUGCUAAUUUGUGUUUUUUAUUUUUAACUUGCAAUAUGUGUUUUAAAAAAAAAAACAUUAGCCGAAGACUAGUAUUGCUAACCUAAAAAUGACAAUGUCAGUAUUUAUAAUUUUCCCUGAUUUGGGAAAUCACAAUCUUGCACAUUUUUGUUGGUUUGAGCCUUCCAACACCAUGCGCGCUGUACUCCGUCAUUUCAUAUUCUGUAUAUAUGGUGUACACAGCGAUGUGGGGCACAUUGUUGUGUUUUUACCGCAACCUGAUGUACAAAUACUGUUUUAUACAGUGAGAGGCUUUGCUCUCACAGGCUUCUGGUGGAUAUCAACAGUCUAAACGUUAGCUUGGAUGACCAAAUUGCUAUGAAAAUAAUACAAGUGGGGAUGCCUGCAGACUAAAGAUAAAGUAGGCACACGCUGGAAAAUUGCUGCACGUUUUUUUCUUUUUCUUUCUCUCUUUCUUUCUUUUUUUUUUACUUAAAACACCAACGUUGGUUGCACCCUGAUCACAAAAAGAGACGUCACAAACCUGUUCCCUGAUUGGGUUACUUUGACACACAAUAGCUGAGCGCAUGCUGUUAUUUAUCUAGCUUCACAUGAUUCUAAGUGGGACCUUCAAAUUCUAGACAUUGUCGUGUACCACCAACCGCUGUACAAUGACUUCAUUUCGCAGUUCAAACUCUUGUGUCGUAGCUACUGUAGCCCGCUUAGCUGACCUAACUAAGCCUUCUGUCUGCUUCAGGACUCACUGUAUCGUGUGCUUGAAGUUAUUGCGUAUGUGUGCGUGUAUGUUCCUGUGCCUUUCCUUCGAUAAUGUCGGUCCCACUUGAGAAUACGAUUCUAUUUAGAGAAGGCUUGAAAUACACACGAGCAAAAAAGCCGGGGCAGUUUUACACAAUCACGACUCGAUUAUACGGAAGAACAAAACUGUGUAAAUCUCCUGCAGAUGACUUGAGCACAUGCAAGUAGCAUUCCAUAGUCUUGGCUCUGCAACCAGAGAUACUUUACCAGCAACAUGUAGAAAACAGCACAGACUAUGUGAUGCAGGAAAAGUGUUGUCGCUCUUUGCUGGGUGGCUCAGGGGGGAGGGAGGGGCCGCAGUUUGCAACCAUCUUCUGGUGUGUGCGGGUGUGUCUAAGUUAAUGUCGACAAACAAUCCAGGCUCAAAGCUGCUCUCAGUGUGGCCCGAGUUGAGCUUGCAUCCAAAACGGCUGUCAUGUCCACCACCUCUGCUAUAGCCGACAACAUGGAGCCACACCCUGGUCUCUCUCAAUAAGCUGGUCUGUCAGUCAGUGGCAAUGUUGUUUUAGGCGUUCGUAAAAAGACGAUUACAUUGUUGUGCAAUAAAAAGAUGAGCGCAUUGGCAUAAUGA
Hippocampus comes (tiger tail seahorse) is the source of this 7858-nucleotide messenger RNA. Its product is annotated as potassium/sodium hyperpolarization-activated cyclic nucleotide-gated channel 2-like. Gene Ontology annotation, molecular function: voltage-gated potassium channel activity. NCBI's taxonomy places the organism in Eukaryota, Metazoa, Chordata, Actinopteri, Syngnathiformes, Syngnathidae. The record is from RefSeq and is a predicted model, not a curated record. Gene Ontology annotation, biological process: sodium ion transmembrane transport; potassium ion transmembrane transport; regulation of membrane depolarization. Gene Ontology annotation, cellular component: dendrite; HCN channel complex; membrane.